Messenger RNA from Zootermopsis nevadensis, 1362 nucleotides. Its product is annotated as GPN-loop GTPase 3. Gene Ontology annotation, molecular function: GTPase activity. NCBI's taxonomy places the organism in Eukaryota, Metazoa, Arthropoda, Insecta, Blattodea, Termopsidae. The record is from RefSeq and is a predicted model, not a curated record.
UAGUACCAAUUCCGGUUAGUAUACGGUGCUGCUAAACGUAAUAGCAAUUUAUCUGAGAAUGUUUUUAAUGCUGGUCAUCUGUAUUUGAGAUUUGAAUUGAAUUUAUGAAGACUGUUUAGUGCACAGAAAUUGCAGUUGAUGUCGAAAUCGUAGUGAAUUUAUAUAUUUAUUCCUGGUCACACACUAAGCCCAAAGCAACUUGAAACAGAAAAAACUUCCGAGAAUAUGUAACUUAUCAAAUUAUUCAAAAUCCCAUGAAUUAACCAGAUUCUAAUCAUAAUCUCGUUUUCAAAUUUUACGAAACAAUGCGAUACGCACAAUUGGUUAUGGGUCCUGCCGGAUGUGGAAAGUCCACAUACUGUUCUACAAUAGUCAAGCAAGCUGCAGAUGACAGGAAGACUAUUGAUGUUGUGAACCUUGAUCCAGCAGCUGAAUAUUUUGAUUAUCAACCAUUGGUUGAUAUAAGGGAACUGAUUCACUUGGAUGAUGCAAUGGACGAUGCUGAUCUCAAAUUUGGACCCAAUGGUGGCCUGGUGUUUUGUAUGGAGUACCUGAUGGAGAAUUCUGGCUGGCUGGAGGAGCAACUUGGUGAUGUGGACGAUGACUACGUUCUGUUCGACUGCCCGGGUCAAAUAGAGCUGUACACGCACAUGACAGUCAUGCGCCAGCUUGUGGAACUGCUCCAGCAGCGUUGGAACUUCCGUGUAUGCGGGGUGUUUCUGGUGGACUCCCAGUUCAUGGUGGAUGGAGCAAAGUUCUUGUCAGGAACAAUGGCAGCUCUCAGUGUCAUGGUAAAUCUGGAGCUUCCUCAUAUCAACAUUCUCACGAAGAUGGACUUGCUCAGUAAGAGUGCACGAAACCAGCUUGACAGGUACUUGGAGCCUGACCCACAUACCCUACUGGGAGAUGUGCAGACCAGAUCCAAAUGGAGUGAAAAGUAUCGCCACCUAACAGAAGCUAUUGGUCGUCUCAUAGAAGACUACAGUCUUGUGAGGUUCUACCCUCUUAAUAUUAAGGACGAAGAGAACGUUGCUGACCUCAUGCUUAUGAUUAACAACAUGAUCCAGUAUGGAGAGGAAGCUGAUGUCAAGAUGUGCGACUUUGAUUAUGAAGAUAGAGAAGAUAAGAAUGGAUUAAAUGGAUUGCAUGAAUCUUAAGAGAUUUGGUGACAAACAAUGACUGCUGUCUACCAUAAACACAUUAAAACAAUUCAUGUGAAGGUCAAAACCACAUUAUUUAAUCUUCAGUUCUCUCUUGCAGUGAAAAAGUAUUAUGUACACGUUCCAAGUGAUUAAAGGGAACAUAAACACAAGACACCACAUGUAUAAAGGAAUUGAUUGUAUUAAAUAUAUGUACAGAUCA